This is a messenger RNA of Drosophila biarmipes, 1338 nucleotides long. RefSeq lists its product as uncharacterized. NCBI's taxonomy places the organism in Eukaryota, Metazoa, Arthropoda, Insecta, Diptera, Drosophilidae. The coding region runs from base 76 to 1008 and encodes 310 amino acids. The transcript has 2 exons. The record is from RefSeq and is a predicted model, not a curated record.
GCAAAGUCCGAUAAAGAACAAUCUUCAAGCAAUCGGGGGAGUACUUAAUUUAAUUUUUAAAAAGUUAUAGAAAACAUGCCGCACAAGCUGAGUUUGAUCGUUUUCAUGGCUGUUAUUGCCGGUGGACUGGCUUCAACCACAACAAUGGCCACCACCAGGGAACCAAUGACCACUACCACUGAAAAGCCAGUGGCUGAUAAUCCCAUGAAGUCCCUGGAUCGCCGUGACAAACGCCAAUUGACUGCCAAUGGAGGGCAGACCAGCCUGGCCGGCUCCAGUGGCACCUUUCCCAUCUUCUUCGACGGGGUGAACGUGAACCCCCCGCUGCAGACCCUGCAGCCCCUGCCGCCCCUCCAGCAGCUGCAGCCCCUGCAGCCCAUCACCGUGGUGACGCCCGUGGCCUCCAGCUCGAACGCCCAGAGCCAGCAGCCGCAGGCCGGCUGGCUGCCCGGAUUUGGCCAGAAUCUGCCCAUAAUCGGCACCUGGGUGGGCGGUCUGCCCAAUCUGAUCAGCGGCCUGGGGCUGGGCGGGCUGAACGGCGGCUUCGGCACUCUCGGUGGCCUUAAUCUGGGCAACCUGGGCCUGGGGGCCGUGGCUCCUGUGGCACCAGCGGCGGGGCAGACUGGCGGCUCGUCACCCAAUCCCCAGACCAGCUGCCCGCUCACCCAGAAGCUCAGCUGCCGCUGUGAGCCGCUCAUCCAGUUGCCUGGACUGAAGCCCAGUUCCAGUCCGCUGAGGUCGCAGCUGGUGCAGAUCCUGCGGCAGAACGCGCGCAAGAACGACGACGGCUCGCAGGAGAUGAGGGUGAUCCUGAGCAGCGGGCAUGUGCUCUACCAGCGCACCGCCAGGGAUCGCGGCCAGACCGGCUACCUGGCCAUGCGCAUCCAGUCGGGCAGGUACUUCAACAUCUACUACAGCGUCAACGAGAAGGAGUACACCGUGCGGGCGGACGUCAAGGACGCGCCACCCACCUCCGACUUCGACGACGAGCUGAGCGGUCAGCUCUGAAGUAGCUUGACAAGGUUAAGGUUUUUUUUAUAUAUUUACUGGCCUUAAAAUAUCUGAAAAUAUUAGGAAAUAUUUUAUUUCGAUACAUAUAAGGACAUUUAUAGUGUUUAUAAACAAAUUUAACAGGUUUAAAGAGAGCUGAGCCCUUUUCAAAGGGUGUCGGGCCAUCAAAAAGCACUCAACAAGGCCACAUAUGCCAGGCAAACCCAAUUUGAGCCCAGCCCCUAAACUUUCCCCUAAACUGGAUUAAUCCCUUUCUUAUUUGCAAACUUUUUUUGAACUACUACAACUACAAACUAGCUGCGAAGAAAUAAACAACAAUGAAACACA